AAAUUUCCGGUUUUCAGGUUUCCGCGAUGAAACUCGUGAUAACUUUGCAUCGUCAGAUUUAUGCAACAUUUGCUAUUCUGCAGUGUUAUGAACUAAAGACUGGUUGCUGGUAGGACAUUGGCUAUUGUUACCAGUUCUCCAUAAUGCAGUUGGAGGCCCAGCUCCGCUUGUGUCAGACGUGUCUGUGGUGCUACAGGGGUGGCAUGCGAUUGUUUUCUCAGGGUCACAAUUACAGAAAAUCUGUAAACCAUUAUGAACUUUUGGGAGUCAAAUCAGAUGCAUCCUUGGAAGAAAUUAAAAAUGCAUUUUUUGACAAAUCUAAAAAGGUGCAUCCAGACCGUGACCCCUCUAAUCCAGAGCUCCACAGCCAGUUUGUGAAGUUGAAUGAGGCCUAUAGAAUUCUGAGCAAAGAUAAAAGCCGGAAAGAAUAUGACCUAAAGCUUAGACAUCAUUACAGUGCUCAUCAGACCUAUGGAUCUGACUUUAAAUAUACUGACCCUGCAGACAAAUUCAGGUCAGAGGCAUAUGAAAAUCAGCGCUAUUGGGAACAGUUUCGUCAGUCUAAUGCACAUAACAUGUCAACUGAUGCAUGGCAAAAGAGGAGGACCCAAAACCUGCGUGUGUUGGGUUAUUGCAUUAUUGCAAUGGUGUUAAGUGUUGGGUUUCACUACCUCCUUUUCAGAAAACUGGAAGAAAUCCACAAUAAUUAUAUGGAUGAGAAGGAUAGAGUAAUAACUGCAAUUUACAAUGAAGCAAAAGAACGAGCCAGGGUCAACAGUUUUGAAAAGCAGAGAGAAAUUCUCAGCCAGAAACAUGCUGAGUUUUUACAGAAGUAUAGAAUGCGUCGUGGUGGAGACGAAUAGUAGGUUUUCCUGACACAGGUGUUUUGUGACAGUACAGGAAAAAGAGGUUGUUAAACUUUUAACAAUAUUUAAAUCUUUGGCAUCAUGAAAUGAAACUUGAAUGAGGCCCCAAUUGUGUACCUGAAUGGUGAGUAGGGAGAGACAUUCAGUAGAAUCACAGUUGUGAAUCAGUCCCCUAACGCUGCAACCUAAACCUCACCAAACCAGGCACAGGCUGGUGGGUAUUUUCUCUCUCUCAUUGGAGGACUAAACUUAUUUAUAUUACAAAUGGCAAGGCUUGUUUUUUUGAGCCUCAUGCAUAAAACCCUAACCUCCUGUUGUUGAAACAGGAUUGGCUUUGUUGGUAGUGACUUGGUGCAGGAUGAUUGUAAAUAUACAAGUGUUGUUGUGUUAAGAGCCCACAUUUUCAUGUGUGCCUACUGUUGCCUUAUUUGGCUUAUCCAUAUAUGAAUAAUGAAACAAAUAAAACUGUUGACACUCUUACUGAAAUAA
Boleophthalmus pectinirostris (great blue-spotted mudskipper) is the source of this 1355-nucleotide messenger RNA. RefSeq names its product DnaJ (Hsp40) homolog, subfamily C, member 4 (gene dnajc4). The record is from RefSeq and is a predicted model, not a curated record. The transcript has 7 exons. Lineage: Eukaryota; Metazoa; Chordata; Actinopteri; Gobiiformes; Gobiidae. Bases 144 to 863 code for a protein of 239 amino acids.